AUGGAACUCUCCGAUAUUUUCCGAAUUAUCAACCUCGCCGUUGCCGGCUGCAUGCUCUCCGGCGGCAUCUCCUUCUUUUUCCCCUUCUCUUGGCAUGGAACCAUCACGGCCGUCUACAUCAUCCUCUUCGCCGCUAUCGUUGGUCUCCUUGAAUUCCAAAUUCCUCCUCAGGCCACUCGCUAUGGCUCUUUCCUCUUUUCCUUCAUCGGCCGUGGUUGCUUCUACAUCUUUAUCGGUAGCUUGAUCCUCGGCGACAGCGUCUGGUCCAAAAUCACCGGCUCCAUCGUCGGCCUCACCGGCCUCGGCUACGUUGGUCUCGAGUUCGUCCCCUCGAUCGAACCCCCCGCCAACAUGAGGGAGGCCGAUGCUGGCUGGGGUGCCGAGGGUGUCUAA
Messenger RNA from Scedosporium apiospermum, 393 nucleotides. RefSeq lists its product as uncharacterized. Gene Ontology annotation, cellular component: Golgi membrane. Lineage: Eukaryota; Fungi; Ascomycota; Sordariomycetes; Microascales; Microascaceae. Bases 1 to 393 code for a protein of 130 amino acids. Gene Ontology annotation, biological process: vesicle-mediated transport. The record is from RefSeq and is a predicted model, not a curated record. The transcript has 6 exons.